AUGGCAUGUAGGAGCGGCUCCGGUCCAAUAAACGAGGAUAACGCAAGGUUCCUGCUGCUGGCAUUGUUCAUCAUCAUCUAUCUCCUCUGUGGGGCCGCAGUCUUCUCCGCGCUGGAGCAGCCAAAGGAGCGAGAGGCGAAGGAGCGCUGGGAGCAGAGGUUCGAGCAUUUCAGCCAGAAGUACAACCUGAGUAAGAAAGACCUCAACAACUUCCUGAGGAACUACGAGGAGGCGAACGUGGCGGGGAUCCGCGUGGACACAAUCCGACCUCGAUGGGACUUCACCGGCGCGUUUUACUUCGUGGGGACGGUGGUGUCAACAAUUGGGUUCGGUAUGACCACUCCUGCCACCAUUGGAGGAAAAGUCUUCUUGAUGUUCUACGGCCUGCUCGGUUGCGCUGCCACCAUCCUCUUCUUCAACCUCUUUCUGGAGCGUGUCAUCACAGUCAUCGCCGUGGUCCUCAAGUCCUGUCACGAACAUCGGCAUAAAAAAGCUGCGCUUGCAUCAAAUGGCCAGCGGGUGUCUGAGGGAAACAGAGCUGGUGGAAAUGGAGGAGAAAGAGGAGAGGAUCUGGAUGGCUGGAAGCCUUCAGUUUACUGCGUCAUGUUCAUUCUAGGCAUGGCGGCCAUUGUGGUGUCCUGCUCUGCCUCGCUCAUGUACUCUGCAGCCGAGGGUUGGGACUACCUGGACUCGCUCUACUUCUGCUUUGUGGCCUUUAGCACAAUUGGUUUUGGAGACAUGGUGAGCAGCCAGCGGGCGGUGUACGAGGGCCACGCCACAGUCGCGUAUAGGUUGGGCAACUUCUUCUUCAUCCUGACCGGCGUCUGCUGCAUCUACUCCCUCUUCAACGUCAUCUCCAUCGUCAUCAAGCAGGUCCUGAACUGGCUCCUGAGGAGGCUGGACACACCCUGCCGCUGCUGUUUCCCCAGGAGGGGUCACCACUCACACCGGCACCCCCGACGGAACGUGGUGGCACCGGGCCACCUGCGCGCCCGCAGAGACCCCUCCAUCGAGACGGAUGCCCUCAACGAAAGUGAGACCGACAACGGGCGCAGGAUGUCUGGGGAGAUGAUCUCCAUGAGGGACUUUCUUGCAGCCAACAAGGUCAAUCUGGCUAUUAUGCAGAAGCAGCUUUCCGAGAUGGCCAUUGGGCACCCGCGCCAGUCCAGCUCCAAUUCACGUCAGAACGGAUUCUCAGGAGGGGUGGGAGCCCUUGGCAUCAUGAACAACCGUUUGGCAGAGACUAGCGUGGACAGAUAGGGCAGACAAUUAUUUUUAGGGGUAACAAAAGGCUGCAAGGAUAAGCCGAUAAGGACACAUUUCCACUGGGGAAAGCCUUCCUGGAAAAAAGAAAAUGAGACUUUGGGUGGUUUAAAGACUGAAUACAUGACUAAUUCAUCCAUUGACAGCACGCUGACUCCCAGCAGCAAUCAUCUCCGCCAACUUCCCUGUCAAGAACAUGGCUACACUAAUGAUGAAUUAGAGGGGCUGGAGUCUGUCUUCUGGACCAGAAUGUUACCACAUGAGGAAUUCAGUUGCCAUGGUGAUAUAAAAAAAAGGCCUGUCUGGAGUACUUGUAUCUAAGCCUUAAAAUCCUAAUGCACUACACGCUUCUUCACAACUGAACGCAACUUCUACUUACAUAUCGUACUUAACAAGACUCACUAUGGCUCUACCCACAUCCAUAAUGACAUAAAAAUAGCUUUAAUAAAAUGGAUGUUACUUGGUUUCGUGUCUAACAGUAGUAAUUACAUGAAGCUGGGUGAAAUGUAGAAAGGAAAAGCUGAAUUAAUGGCUAAUUUGAUGUUUUGAUCCUGAAUGCAUCAUUUUACAAUUAGACUUUCAAUGCCACACUCGUUAUAAAUGUUUCAAAGCCUUUUUAUAUGCCAUUCAAUAGCCUCCAUCUUGGCAAUGCUUAAAUGAAUUAUAUCGACAAAUAGAAGAAAAAAAAUCCCAGGAGAACCUUAUUAUAAAAUAAACAGACCUAUUAUCUUCAGCUGAAUGGGUGAUGUUUUGCGACUGAGAUGAAACCUAUUAUGUUAGACUGAUGUUUACUUUUUGGUUUGCAGCACUUUCUCCAGGCACAGACGCAGAUAGAAGGACAUUUUCACACUGAUGUUGUCUUACAGUCCC
This is a messenger RNA of Trematomus bernacchii (emerald rockcod), 2133 nucleotides long. It is a transcript of the gene kcnk13b, whose product is annotated as potassium channel, subfamily K, member 13b. Bases 1 to 1260 code for a protein of 419 amino acids. The transcript is spliced from 3 exons. Gene Ontology annotation, biological process: potassium ion transmembrane transport; stabilization of membrane potential. The record is from RefSeq and is a predicted model, not a curated record. Gene Ontology annotation, molecular function: potassium ion leak channel activity. Gene Ontology annotation, cellular component: membrane. NCBI's taxonomy places the organism in Eukaryota, Metazoa, Chordata, Actinopteri, Perciformes, Nototheniidae.